Molecule: messenger RNA, 794 nt
Organism: Colletes gigas
Lineage: Eukaryota; Metazoa; Arthropoda; Insecta; Hymenoptera; Colletidae
Gene: PrBP
Product: retinal rod rhodopsin-sensitive cGMP 3',5'-cyclic phosphodiesterase subunit delta
Exons: 4
Coding region: 83-526 (147 amino acids)
Biological process (GO): sensory perception of light stimulus
Cellular component (GO): cytoplasm
Source: RefSeq, a predicted model, not a curated record
GUCGUUGGUUCAGAGUUUCAGACUGAUUAUAUGUUUGUAUUCGGAAGCGAUACAAACAAUUUAACAUCGUUUAAAAUAAAUCAUGCCUUCUCGAAGCGAAGAUAUUUUAAAAGGUUUUCAAGUAAACUGGAUGAAUUUACGAGAUGCUGAUAACGGUAAAAUAUUGUGGCAAGCAAACGAUGAUUUGUCCGUGCCUGAAGUAGAACACGAAGCAAGGGUGCCUAAAAAGAUUCUAAAAUGUCGAGCAGUGUCGCGGGAAAUUAAUUUCAGUUCUGCCGAACCGAUGGAAAGAUUUAGGUUAGAACAGAAAGUGUUGUUUAAAGGACGCUGCCUGGAGGAAUGGUUUUUCGAAUUCGGUUUUGUAAUACCUAACAGUACAAACACAUGGCAAAGCGCUUUUCAAGCAGCACCCGAAAGUCAAAUGAUGCCUGCCGAUGUGUUAAAUGGUAACGUUGUGAUAGAGACAAAGUUCUUUGACGACGAUUUAUUGGUCUCUACGAGCAAAGUCCGUCUGUUCUAUAUCUAAACGUUUUCAUUUUAUCCUGACAACGGGUCCAAACAAAUGUGUUUCAAUGUGCACUCAGGAUGGAAUACUAGAAACAAUAAUUUUAAGUAAAGUUUGUAUCUAGCAUUUUACUUUAUGCACCUACUGUGAUACGCAUGUGCUAAAUGUAAUUCCACAAAGACCUGACAGCGAGAGCACCGUUUCUGCUUAAAAUGAAGUCGACGAAGACUCGUGGUAACACUAAAAACGUGAGACACCUUUAAAGGCACAAUGCAUCUUUAUUUAUUAA